CUUCGUUAAUCUUCUUGUUCGCCUCUGCUCCCUUCCCUUUCCUUCUUCCCGACGUCCUUCAACCGCACCACCGCACGUCCAUCGCUCGUCAUAGCCUUUUGCCUACGGAUUCCAUCUACCAUCGCGCUGCGGUCGCCGAACUUUCUGUGCUCUUUUUUUUUUUUUUUUUUUUUUUUUUUUUGUGCGUUUUUUUUAGAGUAGUUUUUGGUUGUUGUUUUUGUUAUUGUGUGCAUGUGAGCGCGCGCGUGUGCGUAUCAUUUUCAGUUCGGUUCUUCGAGGGAGGAAAGAGAGGAGCCGAGAGCUGAGUGAGUGCGCUGUUUUUUGCACGCGGUGGUGCUUGGCUUGCGGUGUGGUGUCACAUGGUGCGGUGCGGUGAUGUGAUGUGAUUUUCGGUUCAUGCCAUGUUAGCUUCCUAGAUUUGCGCCUUGGGUGGAAUUGUGGCCUGUGGAUGCUGCUACUCGCUUUUUGCGCGUUCGGAGGUGGUGCGGAAGACUGUCGCGCGCGCUCGAAGAUGGAGUUAGCUCCUAGGGUUUGCUUUGGCAAGGCUCUUUCUCUAUUCCAGCUGCUACAUUGAGGCUUCUCGUUCACACGUCUGUUUUACGGGAGUGCAUGGAGGCAGGGGUAAUGUUGAUUGGCCUGUCAUUAGUGUUCAAGAGUCUAACCUUGCGGCAUGCGUGGAGGAAUUUUCCAGAAGCGGAUCAAACGUCAGCUGAAUUGGUAUCGGGCUCUGAAGUUUUUCCGGAUGUUGGUGAUUUGAUGUGGGACUGCGGGAAGGCAGCAGCCCCUGACCGUUUUAACUGCAUGGAUAGAAGUCGAGGCUUUGGUGGCCACCAGUUUGAAGGACGACCUCAGUUUCCGCGGCCCGAUUUUGUCCGCAAUUGUUUCAAUUGUGGGCAGCCGGGACAUUUAGCUAGGGAAUGCUCACAGAGAGUCUUCAGGGGUGUUGGUUUACACGUUGAUUUUUUCGGAAGGGGUGUUCAACAGCAGCGGGCUUGGCCUUACACUGGAAUUAGGCCUAUAGGUUUACAUCCUAGAGAAGCUGCCUUCUUAUUGAACAGAGACGAUGGGCCACAUGGAUGGCAGCAACAGUUUACUGGUGACUUCCCGGAUUCUCUCAUGCCUGGAUAUGUCGGUCGGGAAUCUGGAAAUCGGAAUGUUGCCUUUAUGCAGAAUCGAGUGGGUGACAGAUCCAGAGAUAGGCGUAACGGGUGGGCGGAUUUCAAUCCUUCUCCAAAUUCACGGGCCGCUGAUGAAAGCAACAGAAAGAUCUCGUCUAGGCGACCUGUAGGGAAAGCGCGUAGCAGUCCUAAACGUAAUGCUGCACCAAGAAAGGAUUCCGAGGACAACGAUGGGUGCUUCCAGGCCCUUGCUAAUGCUAGCUCUAGCGCUGGCGAGGAGGGUAGAAUUGUUUCUUCAACGAAAGAAAAAGCUACUACAAUCUCUUCUGCAGGAAGCGAUGAAUUGUCUGGGAUCAAACCUCCAAUGGAAAGCGAUCGUGGCUCUGAAUUUGCUUCAGACAACCCCGAUUCGAAGGUUGGUGUUUCUGCAGGCGCUGGGCCUGAGGUCACAAGAGCUUUAUGUAUCAACGAAGCAGAACACAAGAGUCAAGAUCAGGACUCUUGUAUCAAUGGGAGUAACGCAGGACCAUCUCAAGUGGUGAAGGGAGAGAGUCUAGUUUCAGAUCUAGAGAACGGGGAAUUGCAAUCUGAGGGUGAUGCUAAUGAACUAGUCCCUCAACAAUCUUCUGCGGAGCUUAGUGCUAAUGCGGGAGACAAAUCUGCAUCGAAGAUUAUGCAUUGUCCAGGCGUGGAAGUUGGUAAGAUGAAAUCCGUAGUUGAUAAUGAAAUAGAAGUGCGGUUGUGUGCAGACAACUCUUCUAGUUUGAGGACCGAUAUCACCGCAAAAGAAAUUGGGACAGAUGAUUGCUUAGAAAGUAAAUUUGAUGGACAGAGUAGAGAAGGAACUGAGUGGUUAUCAGCGAGAAAGGAUGUACAUCAAUCUGGACAGGAAGUUGUCUACCGGGGUGCUUCGCAGAGUAACAGUAGCCCUGCAGGUCUUGUGGGUGGUAACAAUGUCAGGAAUCGGGAUGGUGAGUUGAACCACUGUAAUGACGGAAGUGCGGAUCCUUUGGCCUCGAGUGACACUUUGAACAGGCACAGUGAUUGGAACUCGUCGGGAGGAGAGUUAAUGUCUAGUGCUACUAAUUUUAACGCAAAUAGUCGUGCUCUCAGCUCUACUCCGUCUGCCUACAAACACAAGGAGUCUAAGCGUUCAUCUGAUAUGGGUGCUUGUAUGCCUGCUCGUGACCUUAAUUUGAACUCAGGGUGGGGAGGACGUCACUCUAUUGAUCGGAAUAAUUCUCAUAGAUCAAAUGAACGUGGAGAGGCUCUAAAUAUUGACUCUGGAGGGUUUGCGGGGUCAUUGCAUAAUUACAACACUAGUUCUUUUCCGAGACGGCAAUUCCAGUCAGAGCAUAUGAUAAGGAACGACGGAACGAAUGAGUGGUCAUCGGCAGAAAAAAAGCUUUCUUUGCACUCGAAACAGGUUGUAGGACCUCGGUCUCAGAAAAAUUGUACAGCCUCUCAAGCAGACGUUGGCGUCGGGUUAGUGAAUGGAGGUGAAAGGUUCAACAAUAUCGGAAAGCCAAACGCGCACAACAUGGGGGGUGUGAGUUCCGCUGAUGUAAAAGAAUCUUCGAAGGCAGUGGAAGAAGCUAACAUAGAAUCAGAUAUGUGCGAGGAACAGUAUAAUAUUGAUGCACGGGUGGAGAAGCUGAUGCUGAAUUUUCCUUUAGUUCAAGGCAGAGAGCAAGACAGUGUUGCAGAUGCCCUGAUGGCUGCAUCACAGCGAAUUAUUGAGGAUGACUUCGAGUGCGGGAGUGAAGGACUAUCGACUGCUCCUUGUGCUGUCUCGGAGGCGCAGGAAAUGGCUGUUCGAAUCGAUACACCUGCAGAAAGUCAGGCUGCUAUAAUUGCUGUGCAGCCUGUUAUAAAGUCUUCUGGGAGAGCUAAGUUGCCCUCACAAUCUAGCAACACGAAUUGUUGGAAGUUUCCGACAGCAGGGGGGGAUUGGAAACUCAUUCAGACAGAGAGGGCUGAAAAUGCAGGACUCCCUGGGGGCAAAGUUAUAAGCUUUAGAAAGGAGGUCAUGAACAUGGGUGUUAGCCUUUGUGAGGUUGGUAAUUCUGAAGUAUUAGAUCCUCGUAGGCUGAUCCACGGAGUCGUGGUUUCCCAGUACAAAAAACUAGAGGUUCCAGCUUGGGCCUGCGCUGCUGUUUACAAGGUGAGAAAUACCGUUGAUAGUCAGUCGGUGCACCCUCCUCUGACUGACUCAAUAGCUAGUAAAGCUGGCGGCCCUUUCGAAGUCGUUCCAACCAAAUGUACUGCUGCUACUCAUAAAUCCUCGAAAGAAUCCAGUGCUGGAGGGAAUGUUCCAGUUGAAACGUCCGGAACUCGUGGGAAAGAGCCUGGCUAUACUACAAAUCCUCGGAGAAAGCCUGGGCAAUUGCGCAUUAAAAGAAAGAAAUCUGAAACGAAACUUACCUUGCCUAGGACUGUUUCUGCAGCAAACCAGAACACUGCGAGUGUCACAGCUCAAGUUGUUCUACCAGGGACUACUUCAGAUAUCGACUCGCUCAAUGGAGUAGCUGAUACUGCCUCCAAAAACGUUGGUCGCAAUUCUGUGGAGUUAACACAUCCUCUUCCACAGCCGGAUCAACAGUCUGGGGGUGAUGCUCAAGAUUUAUACUCGUUCAGUGGCAAAGUUCCUGCUGUCGCAUUUAAAUGCACCAAGAACCCCGCCUCAGUAGUGUUAAGAAAGCACGAGUUACAGCUGGAAAGCGGUGUCUGGCAUUACUUGGAUGCUGCAGGCCAUGAGAGGGGACCAUUCCUCAUGUCUGCUUUACAGGGAUUUGUUGCAGAAGGAGGAUUGCCUGCUGGAGCAAGUGUAUUUAGGAAAAGAGACAAUCUAUGGGUCCCGGUCUCUCACCUCAUACAGCUUCAUAAUGCACACGCCCCAGCUUUUGCGUCAAAGCCACUGCCUCAUUCUCUUGAGAGAAGCGGAUAUCCCGUGAGGCCCGCUGUUCCUUCUGGAGCAAUUUCCUGUGAGGAUCCCGCACAUACUGCACAUCCUGCUCAUCCCGAUCUGAUGGAGUUAGAUGUGCGAAGUGUUAGUUCUUCGAUAUUCCAUGAUGAUCACCCACAAUUUCUUGGGUACACUAAUGGGAAAUUACAUGAACAUGCCAUGAAAUCCUUUAGAGGCAGCUUUGCAGGAUUCUUUAAUGAUGCUUUGGAUGUCUGGUCCAAUUCGAAGCGUUCGGUUGCACUGCCGGAAGUUGUGUCGCUUGAUGCAACAUCGGAAGAAGACAUUGCUCUAUCAGCAAGUGCCGUUGUAGAUGUGGCAUGUCCAAUCUCGAUGAAGCGGAGCUCUGGAUUGAAAAAGGUUGGUGUUAAGACUGGUAAUGAUAGCAGGCAGGAUGUAGAGACCCUGAAGUCCCAUCAGUCUCCAAGUCAGGCUCUUGAUGACGACUCUCCUUUCAAUGCCAAGUCUAUCCGAAUGAGGAAAGAAAAGGCUGCCGACAGUGCUCCUUUGGGUUCAGAAACAAUCUCUUCAAAUGUGGAUGGCAGCCCAUUCAUGGUGGAACAUAAUUCCUGGAGUGAUGGUGGACGUUCUGCUGAAGACGUGCAACUCUGCAUGCGGAGUUUACCCCAUAUGUCUGUGGUUGAGUUGGAUGGAAGCAGCAGCACAGCGUCACAAGUGGCUGUUCAUGCAACUAUGGCUACAUCUGCAGAGAAGAAGGCAAAAGAAGUUCCUUCUGAUCAAGAAACAUCUGAAACAGGUGCAGUGCACGGAAAGCACUCAAACUUGGACGCAGGAGGAAGUUCGUCACAGACUGGACGGGCAUGGCUACCACCUAGAAUAUUGACGAAAGUUUUGCGCUUGCUGCGGGGCGAUCCCAAAUCACUUGUUGCAGCUAUGGCCACUUGCCAGUCAUGGAAGAAUUGUGCUCAAAGCAUCAGAAUGUCCACCAAGCAUGUUGACCUGUCUGGGUUAGGAUCGCAUUGUAAUGAUGCAAUUAUUGGUGGUUUGUUGGGUUUUGGCGGGGGAAAGUUGAGGCGUAUAACAUUGGACUAUUGUUUGAAUGUGAGCUCUAAAGCACUUGGGCGCUUGCUGAAGUCUUAUCCCUCAAUCCGUGAAGUUUCAAUUAGUGGUUGUGUGCAGCUAAGUGAGUUGGUCGAACUUUAUCCUCAAGUAAGUUGGGUUGGUAAUCCAUUUGCCAUUCCUCAUGGUCUUGAAUCUCAACGGCAUAAUUUGAAGAAUAACAAAACGAAUCCCAAGAGCAGUGGUAUCAAGCGCGAAUUUGGAGAUGAUGUCAACAGUGGAUGUUCUUUAGACGAGACUGGUUAUCGAGAUAAAAGUACAGAAGAAAGCGAAAGUCCAGGAAUCAUCCGCAGGGUAGUUCACACCCUCGAUCCGCUAUUAAAGGAUGUAGACGCGUUGCAAGUGGGAUAUCCAUCUCGAGAUUCCAAGAGACUCAAAUCAAAUGCUGUGAACGGAGUGCGCAAUGGCUUUGGCGUUAGUCCUGGCAAACACAGUGUGGGCAAGCGGAAACUGAAUAGCAAGCUAACCACGAAGACGCAAUUCAGUGUUCGAAGUUCGUUAACGAAAGCUGCAGUUUCUAGUGAAAAACCUGACAACACCGGAAAGGAAGUUUUAUCAAAUUUUAAGAAUGCGGAGAAGGAUCUUGAUAAAGCGCUGGCGAAGGCGCUCAGAGUUGUCAUGGAAGCUGACUCCGAACAUGUCUUUUACCGCUUGGCAAACGAGCAAGUGUCCGAGGGGAGAGGAGCCUUUACCAAGCCAGCGCAAGCAGACUUUUGUUCUGUGCAGAAAAAGCUGAAAAUGGGUCAUUACGGAGGAAAAGAUGGGGUAAAAUCAUUCAAGGAGGAUCUUCUCCAACCUCUCCGUAAUGCCUUCAGAUUGGAACAUGACUCUCUUAUGUAUAAGACAGCAGGACGAUUAUUCAAGGUUGCACACCAAGUGGGACAACAAUUGGAUAAAUUACUCUCAAAAUCUCAGAACAGAGAGCUCGCUGAUGGUCAAAGUAAGGCUCUUAGCAGUUGUAUUACUUCGACACGCACUCUCUCCAAGUCGAAAGGGUCAAAAGAUCUGGCUGUUGAGAAACAGCGUGGUUCAAAGCGAUCUUGGGAUUCAGAAACAGGGGGGACCCGCUUUGUCAAGAGAAAGGUAUUAAGCUUUGCUAAUAUCAGAUCAGAUGGGGACAUAGCCAGUAAGGACUCUGACUUGCAAGGAUCAAUUGAUAGAGAUGAGCGAGAGUCUCGCAGAGAAAGGAUGAGAAGGAACCAGUGGACCGAAUCAGAAGCAGAAAGUUCUGACGAAGAGGACAUUGAUGAAGCUUUAUAUGAUGAACCGGAGGAGGAGGACACAGAGACCUCAGGGUCGGAUGUUGCCAGCAAAUCUGGAAUAGCAGAUGAGGCUAUGGAUGACUACAACGAUGGUUCAGAGAGCGAUGAUGCAUAUUCCGGUUAUGGUGGAGAAGGGAGUAGUCGAGAUUGGUGGGGAGCUAGGAUGACUAAAGCAGCCAUGGUGCCUCCUUUGACACGCAAGUAUGAAGUGAUCGAGGAGUACCGGAUUGUUGACGAUUAUGAAAGGGUGGUUGCCAAGAUGAAGGUUGAACUGCCAGAUGAUUAUGAAGAGAAGUUACGGGUGGCAAAGAAAGGCGGCGAUCGGUUUGCUCACUUGGAUGUUCCCGAACUUAAGGAAUUUAAACCUCGGAAGCGGUUGGGCGAAGAAGUUUUGGAGCAAGAGGUUUAUGGAAUUGAUCCAUAUACGUACAACUUAUUACUCAAUACUAUGCCGGCCGACACUGAAUCAUUUACGGACAAGCAGAAACAACUCUUCAUCGAAGAGAAGUUGUUGCGGGCUUUAAAUCGAGAAGUCAGUUCAUUUACAGGGAGUGGGAAAGCCCCUAUGGAGUAUUCUCUUGAGAAAGUCAUAUCACACAUUUGUAGUGAUGUGCAUGCGGAUCAGCCUCUGCAAGUAUUCUGCAGAAGUUUAUUGAAGAAUAUGAAAAGCCAUCUUAAUGAUAAAUAUGUAGCUUACAGAAAGGGCCUUGGUGUUGUGUGCAAUAAACCAGAAGGUUUUGACGACGGCGACUUUGUUGUAGAAUUCUUUGGAGAGGUAUAUCCACCUUGGAGAUGGUACGAGAAGCAAGAUGGAAUCAGAGCAUUACAGAAGAAGGAGAAGGAGCCAGCGCCAGAAUUUUACAACAUAGUGUUUGAGCGACCAAAGGGUGAUUCAUUAGGUUACGACGUCUUGGUAGUUGAUGCAAUGCAUAAAGCCAAUUUUGCAAGUCGACUAUGUCACUCGUGCCGACCCAACUGUGAGGCUAAAACCGUAUUCAUUGCCGUCUUCUGGAGCAGGGUCACAGCUGUAAAUGGGAAGUAUAUGAUAGGUGUCUAUACACUGCGCAAGAUUGAGUUUGGAGAGGAGCUUACAUUCGACUAUUGUUGUGUUACCGAGAGCAAGGAGGAGCACGAUUCUUCUGUUUGUCUUUGUGGAAGUCAGGGUUGCAAGGGCAGCUACUUAUGCUAUACAGGACCUGGAGCGUAUGAUGAGGUACUUAAGGAGUACCAUGGCAUCCUUGACCGCCACAAUCUCUUACUGCAGGCGUGCACAAGUGGGGCAGUGACUUUCCGAGAGCAGGAAGAUCUCAAGCAGGCUGGUCUUGGACCAUGUUUGCUGGAUGGACUUCCACAGUGGGUCAUCAAAUAUGCUGCCGGAAUUGUUUCAUAUCUGAAUUUUGAACGGCAACGGCUUCCCGAUGAACUUAUGAAAGCUGAGAUGCUGAAACAAACUGGAAUCGAUAUCGAUAGACAGGACAUUGAAGUUCAGACUGAGGGAGUCUACAAUCAACGGCUUCAGAAUCUUGCCAUUACCUUGGAUAAGGUUCGUCAUAUAUUGGUCAAACUGUAUGGUGAGGAGGCAAGCAAGGCACCUCCACCCUUACGGAUGCUUGAGCCUCAUGAGUUGGUGAAAUGCAUAUGGACGGGAAAGGACUCAAUUGUUGGAGAACUUCUUCAAUGUAUGGCCCUCCAUUCUCCGGAAGGUUUGGCAGAUUUGACUAAACAAAUCCAGGAGCACAACCCACCUCCUGGAGGGGAUAUAGAAGAAAAUCUUCGGAAGUCUCUACUCUGGUUGAGGGAUACUCUUCGCAAAGUUCCAGCAACUUGUAUGGGUCGUCACGAUGCAGCGGCUGAUUUGAUACACCUCUAUGCAUAUACCAAGCACUUCUUCACAAACUACGAUUAUGGGAUGGUUGAUUCUCCACCUAUCUUAAUAUACGCAUGUGAUCUGGGUCCAAAACAUUCAGGCGCGGGGCCAUACAUGUGGCGCAAGAGCUACAGCAAGAACUAUAUUUGGGGUCAAUUGAUUUCAUGGUUCCGACAAACUUCAGCGGAUCCUGGAGCGAGUUUGGUUCAGGACCGCCGUGGAUGCCUUAUGCUUCCGGAUAUUUCGUCUUGCUACGCAAGAACCAUUCAACAUGACUUUCGGUGUGGAUACAGCGAUAAAGAUCGCAAAAGGAUGAUCUUGCACAUGGAGACUCAUCCACAGAAAAAAUGGACGCGGAAAUUUACUCCCGAGUUGUGGAACUUCAAAAGUGAUAGAGGCCUGUUUGGUAGCCCGAUGUUGGAUGCGGCUGUUGCUAAAACCAAGCUGAACAAAGAGUGCAUACAUUGGUUGAAGACUCGCGAGACUGUGUUUCAUGGUCCUUGGGAUGAAGACUAGGACUGUGUAAAACUGCCCUCGCGGACAUAGCCGAGUUGGAGCAAUCUCUCGUUUUAAGUAAAUCUUCCGACGCCAAGCCAUGAAUUAGUUGGACUUUGGACUAGUCACGAGCUAUUUGGUGACUAGUUGUGAAUGCUUUGGAGUCUACUCCUCCAAUCUGUUUAACAUCUUGUACAGUUGAUUUUUCGAUGAGUAGUGGCAAGAUACCGGAAUUAUUGCUGUUGACCAGCCUUGCUUGAUGCAAGGUUCCGAUUUGGCUUUUGUGUACCAUUUUAGUUAAUAGUGAAUUGCCCUAAUGGGUUCCAUUUCAGUUGUCAGUUACCUUACGAAAUUGUACACCAGACUGCGGAGAACUUACAGUUUGAGUUUUACACCAUUUGAAUGAACAUAUUUAUUUGAGUGCCUGGAUCGGUUAGAUUU
Physcomitrium patens is the source of this 9225-nucleotide messenger RNA. RefSeq names its product histone-lysine N-methyltransferase ATXR3. The record is from RefSeq and is a predicted model, not a curated record. Gene Ontology annotation, molecular function: protein binding; nucleic acid binding; zinc ion binding. NCBI's taxonomy places the organism in Eukaryota, Viridiplantae, Streptophyta, Bryopsida, Funariales, Funariaceae.